Messenger RNA from Cryphonectria parasitica EP155, 1515 nucleotides. RefSeq names its product MFS general substrate transporter. The record is from RefSeq and is a predicted model, not a curated record. The coding region runs from base 1 to 1515 and encodes 504 amino acids. NCBI's taxonomy places the organism in Eukaryota, Fungi, Ascomycota, Sordariomycetes, Diaporthales, Cryphonectriaceae. Gene Ontology annotation, cellular component: membrane. Gene Ontology annotation, molecular function: transmembrane transporter activity. The transcript has 3 exons. Gene Ontology annotation, biological process: transmembrane transport.
AUGGACAUCGACAAGAAGCCAGUGUCUCAUGACAAUGAGGACCACAUGUCGGUUCGUGAGGGCCAAUAUGACGACCAAAAUGCAGCCAGCAAGGUCAAACCCGAUUCUCUGCGCGAUCUAGAGAAUCAGGAAAUUGCAAUUCGUACAAAGAAACUUGUACGCAAGAUGGAUCUCUUCAUUCUCCCACCGAUCGGUAUAUUGUACAUUUUGAACUACAUCGACCGUCAGAACCUCUCGGCUGCCAAACUUCAAGGGAUCAUGGAGGACCUUGACAUGACCACUCAACAGUUUGCCACGGCCGUAUCGAUCCUCUUCGUGGGGUAUUUGCCAUUUCAAAUUCCCAGCAAUCUUCUGAUCACGAGGAUUGCGCGGCCGGGCAUGUACAUCUGUCUCGCUGUGGUGAUCUGGGGAGCAAUUUCGGCGGCUACGUCGGCGGUCAAAACCUAUAAUCAACUCCUUGCCGUCCGUGCCAUUCUUGGAAUCGUCGAGGCAGUCUUCUUCCCCGGAGCAGUAUACUACCUGUCGGCAUGGUACACUAAGAAAGAGCUUGGCAAGCGCCUGGCUGGGCUUUAUAUUGCUCAACAAGUGGGUAAUGCGUUUGGAGGCCUCUUUGCUGCCGCCAUCCUUCAACUAGACGGAGCGCAUGGUAUAGCAGGCUGGCAGUGGCUGUUCAUUAUCGAAGGCAGCGCCACCGUCGGAAUUGGUGCUGUCUGUGCUUGCAUCAUGCCGGAGUUCCCACACAACAGUCGCAUGCUUUCGCAGGAAGAACGAGACCUCGCAGUCUGGCGGAUGGAGUCUGAGGCUGGAGCCGCUGAGGGUAGAGAGAAAGAGAGUGUACUGAAAGGCUUUCUCGAUGCUCUGUCCGACCCAAAGAUGUUGCUUCUCAUCUUCUGCAACAUGAUGUCCCAGGCACAAGGUUCGAUAGCCAACUAUUUCCCAACACUCGUCGACUCUCUUGGCUACUCAAGCACCCUCAGCCUCCUUCUCACCGCUCCUCCAUACAUUCUUGCCGGCUUCAUCUACUAUGGGAUCACCUACUAUUCGGAUCGCAAGAACACUGUGUAUCCAAUCAUCAUUGGGUGCAUUUCGAUUGCCAUGGUGAUGUAUAUCAUUCCCAUGGCAACCGAGAACGUGGGCGCGCGCUACUUCAGCAUGAUGGUCUUGCCCUUCUCUUCUGUCGGCCCACAAAUCCUCAUGUACAAGACGAUCAAUCUUCACCUUGCCCGGCCUAUUUCGAAGCGUGCCGCGGCAUCGGCUCUAGUCAACGCCAUUGGUGGAACUUCGAAUAUUUGGGCGUCCUACUUAUACUAUGCGGGCCCGCGGUUUUACGCUGCCUUUGGGACUUUGAUGGGUUGCGCAGCUUUAUUCGCACUCACGAUUACUGUUUAUCGAUGGCUUGUCCUGCGCGAUAACAAACGCUUGGACUCUGGCGAUCCAGAGCAGAUUGCGAAGGUGGUCAAGAGGGGUGUGACGCAGGAAAUGGUUGAUCUUGGGUGGCGUUACGAAAUGUACUGA